AGGCCGCACUUUGGACCGCAAUAGGUCUCAGAACUUAAGUCUAACAAAUCGAUAGGACUGGAGCUUCUAACUUCAGUGCCACUUUAGCUUUGAACCGCACUGCAAUACCUACUCUGUUCUCUCACAAGAUAUCAUGGAUGUUUAAUUAAAGAAAACAUAUAACAUUAUAAAAGUGGAUAAACAGAAUAAAAAGACCCAAAGAAGGAAAGAACACUAAAAACAACACUUUAGAAGAUUAAACUCUAAAAAUCUGUCAAAUUGGAAAAUAUUUUUGAAAAAUCUUAUAUCCAAAAUAAUUUGAAUAACAAGUAGGAUUCAAGAUUCUGGAAGUUAUUACUAUUUAAAAAAAUACAUGUUUGUCAGUUAUUUAAUAUUUGAAGAAAUACAUAAAGCUAAUAACAAAAAGAAGCUAUCAUAUGGUCCAAUGGACUGUAUCUAAUUACAAACGAUAUCAGCGAAGUGGUUGGUGAAGGGGUUAAGGGACUAGAGGGCGACUGAUAUAAUUAUUUACUGUUUAUAGUAACAUUACUAUUAAAAAAUUUAAGCAAAUAAUUUGUGUAACAAGUCGGUAUAAUGUCUACAGAGCCAGGUAGCUUUUCCUCCAAUGGAAGCAUGAUCGUCGUCAGCAACCGAUUACCUUUUGUUUUAAAGAGAAAUGAAUCAACAGGAAAGUUGGAACGCAAGGCCAGUGCUGGAGGUCUCGUAACAGCAGUAGCGCCUGUGGUUAUCAAUGGAAACGGUGUAUGGGUAGGAUGGCCUGGAAUGCACAUGGAAGAUCCUAAUGAACCAAUUCCAGAAUCUGAUCCAAAUGAUAGAACACCGACUGCUGGUCUUCUUUCUCGAAAAGUUGUAGCUGUACAUGUUGAAUCUGGAGUUUUUGACUCUUAUUAUAAUGGCUGUUGCAACGGAACUUUUUGGCCCUUAUUUCAUUCUAUGCCAGAUAGAGCAACAUUUAUCGCAGAUCAUUGGCGUGCUUAUAGCAGAGUCAAUGAAGAAUUUGCUGCAAAAACCGUCCAAGCAUUGGAACUUAUACACAAAGAACAAGAAGGAAAAGGCAAUGGAACACCUCUUGUUUGGGUGCACGAUUAUCAUCUCAUGCUCGCAGCCAAUUGGAUACGACAAGCAGCUGAUGAAAAAAAAUUGAAACUGAAAUUAGGAUUCUUCUUACAUAUUCCAUUCCCCCCUUGGGAUAUAUUUCGAUUGUUCCCUUGGGCCGAUGAAAUACUUCAAGGCAUGCUAGGUUGUGACAUGGUUGGAUUUCACAUUCAAGACUACUGUUUAAAUUUUGUUGAUUGCUGUCAAAGAAGUUUGGGUGGCAGAGUGGAUCGUAAAAAUCUCCUUGUUGAACAUGGAGGUCGUACUGUACGAGUUCGACCUCUUCCUAUUGGAAUUCCAUUUGACAGAUUUGUAUCGUUAGCUGAAACUGCACCCAAAGUUAUGCUUACAAAUCAAAAAGUUGUCCUAGGAGUGGAUCGUCUAGACUAUACUAAAGGUCUCGUUAAUAGGUUAAAGGCGUUUGAAAUGUUGUUGGAAAAACAUCCCGAGCACAGAGAAGAGGUGACAAUGUUGCAAAUAGCUGUGCCAUCACGAACAGAUGUUCGUGAAUAUCAGGAUUUAAAGCUGGAAAUGGAUCAAUUAAUUGGCUGCAUAAAUGGUCGCUUCACAACUCCAAAUUGGUCACCAAUCCGCUAUAUUUACGGCUGUGUUAGUCAGGAUGAAUUGGCUGCCUUUUAUCGGGACGCAGCCGUGGCUUUGGUCACUCCUUUGAGAGAUGGAAUGAACUUGGUCGCCAAAGAGUUUGUUGCCUGCCAAAUAAAUAAGCCACCUGGAGUUUUAAUUGUUUCGCCAUUUGCUGGAGCUGGAGAAAUGAUGCACGAAGCUUUGAUUUGUAAUCCAUAUGAAAUUGAUGAAGCAGCCGAAGUGAUUCACAGAGCUUUGACGAUGCCUGAAGACGAGAGAACUUUGCGAAUGAAUCACCUUCGUCGUAGAGAAAGAAUUUAUGAUGUGAAUCACUGGAUGAAGUCUUUUCUUCAGGUAAUGGGUUCACUUGAAGAGAGAGAUUCGGUUGGUGCUACCACGAUGCAGCCAGUAACAAUGGAUGAUUUUGAUGAUUAUUUGAGCAAGUACAUUGGCGACGAUCACAAAUUAGCUCUUCUCUUGGACUACGAUGGUACUCUUGCUCCGAUCGCAACGCACCCAGACUUGGCGAUUCUUCCCUUGGAAACAAAAAACGUCUUACAAAGACUGUCAAACAUGCCCGACGUUUAUAUUGCAAUCAUAUCGGGCAGAAAUGUGAAUAAUGUCAAAACUAUGGUUGGAAUUGAUGGAAUAACAUACGCUGGCAAUCACGGACUAGAAAUUUUACAUCCUGACGGAAGCAAAUUUGUUCAUCCCAUGCCUGCAGAAUAUGAGGGCAAGGUCGCUGGAUUAAUGCAAGCUCUCCAAGACCAGUUGUGCAAGGAUGGUGCUUGGGUAGAGAAUAAAGGAGCUUUGUUAACUUUCCACUAUCGGGAGACUCCAAUGGAAGGUCGGUUGGAAAUGAUUGAGAGUGUCAAAAAGCUGAUUGAAAACGUCGGGUUUAAGGCUUGUUCUGCACACUGUGCAAUCGAAGCUAAACCUCCUGUUGAAUGGAAUAAAGGCCGGGCCUCUAUUUAUAUUCUCAGAACUGCCUUUGGACUCGACUGGAGUGAAAGAAUCCGAAUUAUUUAUGCAGGAGAUGACGUUACCGAUGAAGACGCCAUGCGAGCAUUGAAAGGUAUGGCAGCGACAUUCCGCGUUGCUUCCUCCCAUAUAAUUCGUACAUCAGCUGAGCGCCGUUUGCCUAGUACAGAUUCUGUCUUGACGAUGCUGAAAUGGGUCGAGAGGCAUCUUAGUAGACGUAAGCCACGAGAAAAUAAUGAAUCAUGUAGAUUUCGUCGCAGCAGUCCAAGUACAGGAAUUACGAUGGAGAUGUGUUUCACUGAAAAGCCAAAGUCGUAGAAAAUAUAUUCCAGCAAAGAAACAUAUUUUAAUUUUUGUUCCAAAUAUUAAGAUACAAUAAUACAAUAUUACUAAAAUCAUUACUUUAGUGUAGGUAAUAACUCCGUGUUACAGUUGUACAAUAGUUUGAAAACCAAUGAAAUGACCUCAUGAUGUAGUGUAAAAAAAUAAUUCUUCUCUUUGUUAUCUUCUUCUUUCAUACAACAAAUGUAGGUAUUUAUAUAUUUAUAAAUUUCUCAAUUUUAAAAGACUAAAAUACUUUUUAUACUUGUACUUUAUACUUGUAAAACAAAAUCUAAUGACACCAGGUUACGAAAAAUUGCGUUCCAAAUUUUUGCAAUUGUAACUUGUAAUUUUUUAAAUAAAUAUUAACUAUUUAUCAUUUUUUGAGGUAAAAAUUAAAAAUAAGACAUUCGUGCAUACAAUAUAUUUCAAGUAUUACACAAUUUUGUAAUAUUUUUCUAAAAAGGUUACAUUGGGACUCACGGAAUCUUUCACGGCAGCCUUCAUGUAAUAUUCAUGAAAGUAACAAAAUAUUCUACUGUCACGCAGUAGUAUUUUUCAAUCUUCUUUUCAAAUUGAGUCUUAUAAAUAAUAGAAUGUUUAAACGCAAACUAUAUUGCACAAAAUAAAAGUUUUAAGCAUUUGUCUCAAACUUUAUAUGCGAGUAAUUACAUUUCCUGCACUAGGUAUGUGAUGGACUUUUAAAUACUCAAUCAUAUCAAAUUUUGAUAUAAUAACUAUAUAGGAUUUCGCUUAUAGAAUUGAAAAAUUAAAAUAAGAGCGGCGACGAUUGUACUCUAAUUAUAGUGAUUUUAGAUUGUUUUAAUUAUUUGAUUAAUUUAUUCAUUAAACAUUUUUAUGUUUAAAAUGUAAAACGUUAAUAAUGUACAGAUAGAUAAAUACUUUAGGUUGACAAAAAUCAGUUAUUAAAUUUUACAAAAGUAUAUGAUAUGAUUUUAGAAAACAGUUUUAAUAAAUUAAAUUUCCAUGUAAGAAUAAAUAUUAAACUUUGAUAAUAGAAUGUGAGGCUUAGUGUGCUUUUUUAAACUCAAAUUUUGUAGUAAUUUUCAUAACAAAAAUUUCUACCACACAUACGCGAAAACAUCACGUUUUUGUGCCCCUGAAGCGAGACAGCUAGAACUUGAAGUUUUCUUGUUAGUAACACGUCAGAACGAAAUAUACUAACCUGAAAACUUGGCACAUAAACAGGGUCUUCCCUUCCUUGAUACAUAAUAUACUAUUUUAAAUGGUUGACAUUUUUUCUCUGGAGUUUAUAAAAUACUUUGAAAUGUCUUAAUAAACUUUUUUUUUAAUAUGUUGAAACACUGAACAAAAAUUUAUUUUUUUUCAAAUACAUUUUUUCAGUGUACAUUCAGAUAUACGCACAAUCAUCAUUAUAAGUUGAAUUAAUAAUACAGUUAACAAUAAAAAUACUUUAAAACGCAUCAAUUAAUUUUUGUAAACAAUUUAUAUACGGUUUGUAAAAAUAAACUUUCAGAAAUUAGAUUAAAAUUUUAAUAAAUUUCAUACCAGCUUCUUUUAGCCUUCAACAUUAUACAGUAAGAACGAUUGACUAUGAAUCAGCUCAGGCUCAUGAGUGCGACUCACACUUACCUAUGAUCAGUAGUUAACCAUUUUUACGGUAUACAUAUAUAUGUAUUCCACGCCAAAUUAGAAGUCCAUCUGCAAUUGCGUCUCCGAUGUUUUUGAAACUUUUUUUUCUUUUAGUAGCAACAGACACUUUUGAGCAAAAAUCAAAAUAAUAUAAUUACAUGAGUCUCGCAUGAUAUUCAGUUGGACUGUAUGAUUUUUGCUUAUUGGAAGUGUCCAUUCUAUAUUCCUAAGGACAUGCUCAUGCGCAAAUCGCAGAAGAUUUCUCUCCGUGCAUAUUUUACUCAAUACACGAAAAAAACCAGAAAUUUAGUACCUUUUUAUGGUUUUCAUCAUAAAAAUGAAAUUUUCGAUUAUUGUCACUAUAUGAUUUUCGGAAUCAGCGCACCAAAAUACAUAAAUGUAUGUACACUGAAAAAAAAUAGUAUUGAAUCAAGAAAAUCUAUGUACUUGACCGUAUUUUAUACCAAUAUUUUCUUGAUCCAAGAAAAUUUACUUCAAACUAAUAAAAAUUUCUUGGAUCAAGAAAAUAUUGGUAUAAAAUACGGUCAAGUACAUCGGUUUUCUUGAUUCAAUACGAUUUUUUUUCAGUGUAUAGUAUAAAAAACCCGGAAAUAUUUAAGGAAGUUAUGAGCAUUCAAAAAUAAAGAAACAUUGAAAUUCUGAAAUUUUGAAAAAAUCAUUUCUCGUAACGGCUUGCCAAACAAAAUUGAAAAAAAUCAUGAAAGCUAGUGUCAAUUAGUACUAAAAGAAAAACAAGUUUCAAAAAAAUCGUAGAUGCAAUUGCAGAUGGACUUAUAAUUUGGCGUGGAUACAUGUAUAAUGCUCUGAAUAUUUAACGUCAAUAAAAUAAUUUUUAAAAUUAAACAAGAAAAGACUAUAAAAUAGGGGAGACCGAGGAGGAAAGUAACAGAGGAGGAAAGUAACAAAGCUUAUAACUUUUAAACAAAUUAUCGGAUAGACAUGGUUCAAACAUAUUUUUAGUCGGCACUGUUCCCCCUUCCUCCUCCAUAGUGUGUCCGAGCCUGACAGGAAAGGUUAGGUCUGAUUCCGGUGUGACGUGCAGAAAAAACGUCAAAAGUAAGUUUUCGUUCAAAUUUUCAAAUUCUCGUAUUUCUUAAAUUUUAUUGUUUUUCAAAAUGUGCCUUUCGUUAUUUUGUAGCCUUAUUAUCUGUCUUUAAGUUGUGCUUAAACAAACAAUUUAACAGUUGUGUAGUUUUAACUUUUUUGUUGACAUACAAGAAAAAAUCGACCGAGGAGGAAAGUAACACGCUACUUUUCUCCUGUUGUCGAUAUUGUCCAUGUUUUAAUUAAUGAUUGAAGCAAAUCGUAUUUAAUUUUACGAAUAACAGAGAUUUAUUUAAGAAAAACCUGUGAUCUAGGUAAGCAUAAAAUAUCUUUAAGAAAAAAAAUGAGCUAAAUUCAUAAAAUGUUCGAUAUAUGUGCUAAAUAUGUCCCAUAUAUGUGCCAAAUAAGUAUAAAGUGUACUUAAACUUUUAUGUGUUCCUAAUAAAAAUAUUUCUAAUUAAUAAUAGUCAUUAGUCUAAAGAAUUUUACAUAAUUUUAUAUUGUUACUUUCCUCCUAGGAGCUUGUUACUUUCCUCCUCGGGGGUGAGGAGGAAAGUAACAGAUGAAGAGCUUGCGUAAAAGUUAUACUGUGAACUGUCAAUUUAUUAUAAAUGUUUAAUUCAAAUUUUAUUUAAAAGGUGAAUGUCCAAGCUUUCAUUUAAUAUAUUGGACAAAUUUAUCCGACAAAUAUUUUUAAUGCUAGCAUAAAAAAACUGAUUUUUGUUACUUUCCUCCUCGGUCUCCCCUAUUAUAAAAAUACAAUAUAUGAAUAUUAUUGCAUAAUAUAUGGACAAAGAAAGACUGCCUUGCAAGUUAAAAAUGAUUGAAAAUGUAAAUUGAUGAGAAAUAUGUAUUAAUAAAGUGCUCUGAAGAAGCAUAUUUAA
Messenger RNA from Leptopilina boulardi, 6545 nucleotides. RefSeq lists its product as uncharacterized. Gene Ontology annotation, cellular component: alpha,alpha-trehalose-phosphate synthase complex (UDP-forming); cytosol. The record is from RefSeq and is a predicted model, not a curated record. Lineage: Eukaryota; Metazoa; Arthropoda; Insecta; Hymenoptera; Figitidae. Gene Ontology annotation, molecular function: catalytic activity. Bases 574 to 2979 code for a protein of 801 amino acids. The transcript has 10 exons. Gene Ontology annotation, biological process: trehalose biosynthetic process.